UUGUUAUUAUUCUAUGGAAGUGUGUUUUGGUUGCUUGUUGGGUUUGGUUAUCAAGUUUAUCUAGGGAAUUGGAAAAAAAUAUAAAUUUUCGCAUGUUUCGCCACAAGAAAAAUAAAAAAUUCUGAGUAUAAUGCUACUGAAUGAUUGAACAAAUUUUUUCUUUUGGUAUAAAACAAUAUUGAUAAUGGACUCAAAAACUAAGAAUGGAAGUGUAGAUAAUGAAAAUCUCAAUUUGGAUUUAAUGGGUGACGAUUUAAAACUUGUAGAUGAAGUGAAUUAUGAAAGUGAUGUUUCCUCUUCGAGUUCUGAAAGUUCUAGUGCUCCAAGCAUUAGCUCAGUGAGUAGUGGUUCCUCUAGAGGAAGAAGAACGAAGCACAAAAGAGAACGAUCCAGGGAUAAGAGUCCUUCUCCACCCAAUAAAAAGAUUCGUUCAAAAGAUAACAGAGCCAAGUCAUAUGAUUUUAUGACGAAAUUGAACUAUUUAUUUAAGGGCGCUCGUUUUUUUGUGAUUAAAUCAAAUAAUGCUGAGAAUAUAACGUUGUCAAAAGCUAAAGGAGUCUGGUCUACUCUUCCACAAAAUGAAUCUAACUUGAAUAAAGCCUUUAGAGAAUCUAGAAAUGUGCUUUUAGUUUUUUCAGUAAAAGAGAGUGGAAAGUUUGCAGGAUUUGCUAGGCUACAUGGGGAAUCUAGGCAUGAUGUGCCACCCAUUUCUUGGGUUCUUCCUCCAGGUUUAUCAGCUAAAGCACUGGGUGGAGUUUUUAAGGUUGACUGGAUAUGUCGUAAAGAACUGCCCUUCUCUAGCACUAUGCAUUUGUAUAAUCCUUGGAAUGACGGUAAACCAGUCAAAAUUGGUAGAGAUGGACAAGAAAUUGAACCCAGGGUAGCUGAAGAAUUAUGUCGCUUAUUUCCACAAGAUGAAGGAAUUGAAAUUACACCUAUUUUAAGAUUAGCUAAAGAAUCAGCUAAAAGAUUGAAUGAUAGAAGCCGUGAUGGAUAUCGCCAUCCCAAGACUAGAAUGCCAAUUGCUGCAAGGAAUCCAUCGUUUGGAUUCAGAGGUAAUAGAGGAAUGUCUCGUAGAAAAUAUUUUCUAUCUACUAGAGGACUCACAUCAUCAUCCUAUAGGAGAUCACCAUCACCUAGACCGAGAGACAGGUACAAUUUGUUCAGGGAUGCCCCAAGAACAUACACAGCAGCUGCUGCAGAAGCUUUUGUUGCAGACUAUAUGAGGACUAUGCAGCAUCAAUUACCCCCAUUGCCCUAUGUUCCACCCCCGGGACUAUACUCAGGGUCUUCUUAUGAUCCAUUACCACCACCUCCACGAUAUUAUGAUGGACUGCCCUUACCUGAGUAUUCUGUCAGUUCCAGAGUAAGCAAUUCCUACUCUGAAGAAAGAUCCUAUGACAGGUCAGUAGACGAAUUCUUAUGGAGGACCAAUGAACGCUCAAGGGAGAGAGAUAGGGAGAGGGAAAAUCGUCAACGUUACAGAGAUAGGAGAUAAGGUUUGACUACUAAUAGGGGACAAUUUUAUCAGAAUUUUUUUUAGAAUUCUGUUUUAUCUUUCAUUUGUAUUACCCUGGAUGUUCUUUGAUGUAAAAAUAUUGACUUGUAUAAAUCCUGAUCAUCUUAUCUGAUUUUUAUAGUUUAUAGGUGUAUUGAAUUAAGUUAUAAUGAUUUUCAAUUUGUAUAUUACACAUAUUUCUCAUAAA
Messenger RNA from Coccinella septempunctata (seven-spotted ladybird), 1706 nucleotides. RefSeq names its product YTH domain-containing protein 1 (gene Ythdc1). Gene Ontology annotation, cellular component: nucleoplasm. The coding region runs from base 185 to 1498 and encodes 437 amino acids. Lineage: Eukaryota; Metazoa; Arthropoda; Insecta; Coleoptera; Coccinellidae. Gene Ontology annotation, molecular function: N6-methyladenosine-containing RNA reader activity; mRNA binding. The record is from RefSeq and is a predicted model, not a curated record. The transcript is spliced from 4 exons. Gene Ontology annotation, biological process: mRNA splicing, via spliceosome; regulation of alternative mRNA splicing, via spliceosome.